AUGAACACGGUAAGACGACAAGAAUUAAAUAGUUUGGUUGAGGUGUACAAUGCGUCUUUUGGUACAUCAUUUUUAAACGCCGCCAUGAUGGAUUCACGUCUCCUGCUGUUGAGCGUUUUCUUCUCGCUGUUUUUCAGCUCGCACAGUCAAUGGCAUACCUCGAACAGGCAAAGAUUAAAUACUUUUAAAGAAAGUUUCAAAAAUAGCCAAUCCGAUUUAAUCAUUUUUAUCGAUGUUUCGGGCAGUGUACGUACAUAUGGCUUCAGAAUGGAAAAGUAUUUUGUCACAAGCUUACUGAAUGAGUUUAGCGUUGCUUUCUAUUCAACGCGUAUUGCAAUCGUUACAUUUGGUGAACGUAUUAAAACUAACCUAAAUUACAUCAAUCUUGAAUCGACCAGCGUUGAAGACACGACAAAAUGUGAAUUUAAGAAAAUUUUUGAACACCAAGUCACGUUCCGUAAUGGGAGAGCCACAAACAUGAAGGGCGCGUUCAGAACUGGUUAUGAUUUGUUGAAAGAAGCCGAAAGCCUUGGUUGGAAAAGAACGAACGUAAACACAGUAGCCAUGAUGAUCACUGAUGGUGCUUGGAACAUGGGCAAUCCUACAAACGAAAUCAAUCAGUUAAAGAACGGCCAGUUUAAUGUUGAGAUUUUCUCGGUUGGAGUUGGAUAUGCUGUACACUCGCAAUUACAAACUAUUGCCUCAAGUAAUGAUAAGGUUAUUUAUGCAAACAAUUUCGAUCAAUUUAAACAACUCGCUCAGUACAUCAGAGGAGGUAAGUUGCAAUGAGAUAUAUCGUUCAUUAAAUAUGCAUGGCUUAUAGUAUCGAAAAGUAAUUGGUUUCGGUUUGGUGAGAAUUUUUUCGAAAUAAAUCAAAAGCUGGAUAAAUUGUCUCCAAGGGCUUUUAGUUCUGUAACUGUAUAGUUGAAAAAGGUUAAAUAAACCAAGAUUUUCAAAAAAAUAGUUUUUAAAUUAAAAAAGUUUUAAAAGAGUUUUAAAAAGCAAAAAAAGUUUAAAAAGUUAGAUUUUCAAAAAAGUUUAAAAGGUUAGGGUUGGUGGUUAUGGGUUAGUGGUUGGGGUUAGGAUUGGGAUUAGUGUUAGGUGCCGCGAAUUUAUUAUUAUGAUAAAAUUCAAAAUGUGCUGCGUAUUUAUCAUAAUGUAAUGAUAAAUUCGGACAUGUUUAAGAAUUUACUCACAGUAAAUUCAAAGGUGGAGCUCAUGCUGACUGACCCUUCCACCCUAGCAGUGUAGCUUGCUCCGAGACAGACAUGAGUCAUAAGGUGGCUGCCAGAGGCGGGUCAGGUUGAGCUGCGUCCUUCACAAUUCAACGUAUCUCUCAGCUGCAAGUAAGGAUGAUUUCCCACCACUCCCACCCAAUUUAUAAUGCAUUGUAAAAUUUUAAAUUAACUUUGAAUGUCACACAAGAAAAUGCGUGCAAGUGCAGAUAAAACAAACACACAAUAACACUCGGUAAUAAACUUCAAUAACACAGGAAAAGGUACUGUACACAAUCUGUAAGGGUCUCACCAUGUUUUUUUAUUUAAUUUCAGACGCCCAUGAACGUAUCUACUUUAAAGUAUCAGAUGGCAGAUGUUCUACUCGAUGUCAUAAAGAUGCUUUCUGCUCCUGUGGUACUGUGGGUGGAAGAUAUGUCUGCGCUUGCAAUGCUGGAUUUUCUGGGAAUGGUAUCGACUGCCAACGUAUGUAGUACUAGUGUGACUUAUUUUAGGACAAAUAUACCCUACCUUUUUGUUGCUGCAAAUCUUACUCAUAAAAUUGUUUUGCUUAAGACUUAAGUCUAAUGAAAAUUUACUUCAAUAAUAUAUAGCCUAUCAGCUGAAUGUUAUAUUUACUCAGCGAUCAUUAAUCCCAGUAAGUAAGUACAGCACAAGACUACAUGACUAAUUUAACAUUAAAAUCUCCAUACAUGCAGCCUGUCCACUUGGCUCCUUCAAAGAUUUUCCUUCGCCACUGAAAUGCACCGGAUGUCCAAAAAAUUCGAACACUGCUAGAACUGGAAGUACAUCCAUCAAAGACUGUAGUUGUAAAGUGGGGUAUGAGGGAGAUCCUGAAAAAAAGAUCGAGUGUACAGGUAGGUAUGUGGAUAUGACUGUUUAUAACAAAACUAUUGUUUUGUCUUGUUUUGGAAUAUUAUGUCGUCUAUUCGUAUUGCAUAUUUCCAGUUUAUAUCUAGUUUGUAUAUUCACACAGUUUAUAUUCAACAGCUUAAAACACACCCUCUAAAAGAGGCCAUAGUUUGUAUGAUCGUUUAGACUGGCUUUAGUGUGCACUUAUUCAUCAUACUAUGUUAGGAAAAUAUUUCCUCUCCUGGUACAACUGUUAGGGUAGGGUAUAGUUACAUAGGUUGGAUAACCACUGCCCACACUAACACCAAGAUAACGAUACGUUGGUAUUAUUUGCGAGCUACAAUAUGUUUAUUCAUUUUGUCGUUUAAUCACUGGAAAAGCUGGAAAAAGAGGCGAAUUCCUACGUAUUGUUCUUUGAGGUCUGACCUAAAAUCUUCGCUAAUGAUACGGUUUGUCACUAGUAGCUUUACAAUGCCAAAAACCGUUUCUUCUGUUUAGCUGUGAAAUGUCCGCCUAUUGCCGCUCCCAAGAAUGGUCAAAUGUCUGGAGCAAAAUGUCACGGAUUCUACCAAGCAAAAUGUUUCUUCAAAUGCAAUACUGGUUACUUACGUUAUGGUCCACCAUACAGAGAAUGUUUGUCAAAUAAAAAAUGGUCGGGACAAAACAUUAGAUGUGACGGUAAUAAUAAUAUGCAUUUUAAUAGGAAUCACUUCAAAACUAGAAACCACGCUUGAUCUGCUAGGAGGAGAGGGUGCUGAACAAGCCUUAAACAUAAAGUAGGGCGCUAGUAUUGAUAAUUCAAUCAAUAUUGGUUAAAGGAACUUACUACCUGAAAAUUAUGGCACAAAUUCCAUGUUUUGAGCAAAGGUUCUUCAUCUGGAAUGUCUCUCUUGAAAGCUCGCAGUUUUGUUUUGUAUUCCGCUACUAUCUAAUUAUCACCACCCGCUAGUUAUUUAUCAAUGACGAUGUUGUGUUUUUUAGUUCAACGAUGCAAUGAUAUCCCACCACUGCAUCAUGGCACUGCUAGUUGUAGUGGAUCAGCAUUUCAAGAUACAUGCAAUUUCCAAUGUAAUCGUGGCUAUGAACUCAUUGGCAGCGGCCAAAAGGUUUGUCAAGCUAACGGUCAGUGGACUGGAUCGGAUGUUGUGAGAUGCGAAGGUAAAUUAUCAAUCAAACUCAUUAAUAAUUCAUUAAUAAUUCAUGAAAAAGGAAAUAAGCACCGUCUGAUAGUCUUGACACCACCACUCUAAUAAACGUCCAUGAAUUAAGUCAACUUCCAUGUUGAAUUUCUCUUUCCUACUGAUACUUGUUCGUUGAGAAGUAGUUCCAUCCCUCCUUACGGAAACUGACGGACACUUCUCUAUAACGGACACUUUUCUAUAACGGACACUUUUCUAUAACGGACACUUUUCUAUAACGGACACUUUUCUAUAACGGACACUUUUCUAUAACGGACACUUUUCUAUAACGGACACUUUUCUAUUACGGACACUUUUCUAUAACGGACACUUUUCUAUAACGGACACUUCUCUAUAACGGACACUUUUCUAUUACGGACACUUUUCUAUAACGGACACUUUUCUAUAACGGACACUUUUCUAUAACGGACACUUUUCUAUUACGGACACUUUUCUAUUACGGACACUUUUCUAUUACGGACACUUCUCUAUUACGGACACUUUUCUAUAACGGACACUUCCGACUGUGUCUUACGCUCCAUGUCAUUCACUAAAGUGAUCUAAAACGCCUCAAACGGUGUAUUAAAAACUCAGCUAAUCCCCUUUUCAACCCAUUUUCGGUGUUUCAAAUCGCUUUAACAAAGCAUUAAGAUAAUGAAACUGUUCGUUGUAACGUUGAAUGAUAUCUUGUACGUUGUUUGUACUAGAGGUGUGCAUCGGAUCGGAUUGGACGUUUAUAAUCCGACAAUUGCCUAAUGUUUAAAAUCCGAUCCGAUCCGAAAUUGUCUAAUCCGAAUCCGAUCCGAUCCGAGUUUUGAUAAAGAAUUCCAAUCCGAUCCGAUCCGAAGAACUCUUUAAUAAAAUAAAUUUCUCAUUCAAGUUGAAAUAUUUAAGCAAAUAAAUAUAAAAGCAAGAAAUACAUGUCAAGAAGCUGACAAAGUGACGUCCAAUUGAAGUAUCUAACGAAUAAUGCAGCGACAACUGCGAUAAUACUUUGAUAAAUGCAUGGAUAAUUAAUUCUUGUGAUAAUGCGAGGAUAAUUAAAUAAUUUUAUUUCGGAUAUCGAAGUCCGAUCCGACUACGAAACAACUUUAUCAAUCCGGUCCGAAAUGUAUAUUUUGGAUCCGAAAUCCAAACGAAUCCGAUCGGAUUCGGAUCGGAUUUGCACACCUCUAGUUUGUACCCUUCUGGAAAGUACUUCACUUUGGCUAUAUAGCCUCCUUUUCGUGUAUGCGACAUUAGAAUCACGAAAACGAGGCUCUAUAGCCAAGGUGACAUACAGUAGUAUUUUCCAGAAGAGUGUAUUAACAUUUGGAUUGUUUUAUUUCAAUUUCAACAGUUCUGAUUCCGAAAUCGGAACUGUAAAUCAGAACUGUAAAUCCUUUAUAUCAGAACUGUAAAUCCUUUGUAUAUAAGUGUCCAUUGUACAGAUUGUCCAUUAUCUGAGAUUCCACUGCAAUAAUAAAACAGUUUCUUGCUCUUUUCUAAAGCUAAGAAAUGCCCAGCAUUGCGAAAGUUAUCGUUUGGUACCGUUGAACCAGUUGAUUGUGUUACACGUGCACAGAAUUACGCAGCAGGGUGUAUAUUCCGGUGUAGUAACGGGUACGUAAUGCAAGGCCAGGGUAACUUGGUCUGUAGAGAAGAUGGUACCUGGUCACACGGUAUACCAACUUGUACAGGUAAUCAUAACUUUUCUUUAUAUACUUUUUCUCUCCUCUCGAGUUCUCAUCCUAACCCUGAUUAACCCAAUCCUAACUCCAAUCCAUCAUUUCGGCAGAAUACUGCAACAAAUUGUUGUUUGCCAAUAUUUAUCGGAUGAGAAAAUAAUGUUAAUUUCAUCUUUUAUUUGGAGGCAAACAGAUAGAAUUGAGAGAUCUAGAUGUACUUUAAUUUUCUUCUAUCCUAUCCUAUCCAUGUUGACAAGUUGAUCAUCAGCUGUUCUCCCAAAAUGCUCACGGAAAACUACUCAAUAUUUUUUUUAACAGUAGUCAGGACCGGGGGUCGGCGCAAAACUGGCCGGGACCCUAUGACGUCAUAACUGCAAAACUGUUAAACAGGAGAAGAGGUUUUACAAUAUUCUACAUUUCAUUGCAUAUUAUUCAGCACUAACACAGUUUGGAUUUAUAUUCUAUCCGCCCCCAUUUCGGCAGGCCAGUCAACAAUUACCACUUUUAUUACCUAGCCAUAACCACCCAACAAUACACCACUUUGACAGAUCCAGUAUUAAGGAAUAGGAACGAGUUGGGGGAUGAAUUAGCAAAUUAAGUUUUCACAUUCAUUUUCACAUACUUGCUCGGGAUUUCUGGGUUGAAUGUCGACAAAUUAAAUGCGUUUUGACACUAUGUGGUUUCCCAAACUCACCCAGGUCCCAAUAUACUCCGUACGUACAUAAGUGGUAUAUAUAUUAUAUAUAUAUAAUAUUGUAUAUAAUUAAUAUAUGAAGUGCACAACAGUCACCCAAUCUGAAAAAGAUAAAAAAUACUUCUCGACAUUUUCAACAAAAGGUCCUUUGUCAGGAUAGUUAUAGUUAUAUACAAUUUGCCCCAGCCUGGACCUUCCAGCACAAUUGUCUAUAAAUAGUGUAAAUAUUGUUUUAUCUCUAGAUACACAGCCUCCUAUGAUAGUAUGUCCAAAAAGCAGGACAGUCGGAACUGACAAAAACAAACCAACUGCAACUGUUGAUUUUGGAGGUGUAGAGUAUGGUGAUAAUUCACAGUUGUUUGGAAAUGCUCAAAUCAAAUUCAAACAAAGCCCUGAGGGAAUCCAAAGUCCGCACAAAUUUUCUCUUGGGAGAACCACAACUUCUUAUACAGUGGAAGAUCAGGCGGGCAACAUCAAUAGAUGUAGCUUUUCCGUCGAGGUUGUAGGUAAAUUAUUUAAUUAAAGUAGAAUUGUCGGUACGUACCCUAGUCUUACUAGCGUAUUGAGAAAAUAGACAAAUGAUAUUUGAAUCAACUAAUCUCAUGUUGUUAAAAAUCUAGAUUCAUUUUAUGAGCAUAUCUUUACGCAACAUGCUCAAACAUUUUUCAGUCAGGAGAGAUAUGUUCAUGGAGCAUUAAGCCCGUUCUCCACUACGCGAAUUUGUUCGCGCGACGCGAAGCGAAAACCGAAAUCCGGCAACGUGAUUGGUCGGCGAAAAAAUUCGCGGCGAAAAAGUAGGAUCGCUUCCUACUUUUUAUCUGUUCGCGCGAAUAAAUUCGCCUAGCGGAGAACGGGCUUUAAUGAACUCUAAAAAAACCUUGGGUAAAAUUAAGUGAUUGACCGAUAUUCGGUAUCGGCAUCGGGCUGAUUUUUGUCUUAUCGGUAGACAAUUGGAAUCGGUAGAAUUGUAUAAAACAGUUUGUUGAGAAAAUACGCACUUUAAAAAUUAUAUGUAUUGCACGUUGAUACACAUUGCGUUUUAACGAAAUAUGUUAAAUUAAUGGUUGAAGCAUGCCAUUUAUUAACGGUUUUAACGAUGUUUGGUUACAUAAACAUGUUACGUUGGAAGUCAUCGUUAAAAAAUCGACAUGAAUGACGUCACCUGAUAUUAUGACGUCAUUAUAAAAUCGGCAUCGGUAGAUUGUGACAUGGAUAAUCGGUAAUCGGUAAUUUCCGAUUGUUGCACAAUCAGUCAAUCACUAGUAAAAUUUUCUGAUUAACUUAGAAGUAAUCCUUUUUGGAUUAACUUAGUCUGGUUAAUUUAACCUGGUCAAAUAUGAUCAGAUUCGGAUUCCUGGUUACAUUAACCAAGUGGUAGGAAGUGAGAUAAAAUAACCAGGAAAUUUAAGGGGUGGGUGACACCCUGAUAUCAUAGCACUCCAAUUAACUAAAAUUGUGCAAAAAGAUGAGUAUUUAGAUGUUAUCUCAAAACUCCUUUCAGUCUAGUUUCAGAAAAUGCAUGAAAUGCAAUCUUAACAAUCCUCCAUUGUUAUAUUUUAUGAUUUCUAUUUGUAGAUAAGGAGUCACCUCGAGUAAUUUCGUGUCCAAAAGAUAAAAUAGUGGCAACUAAACACGAUAAAGUAGUGAUCACCUGGGAACCAGUUAUAUUUAAAGAUAAUGCUGGGGAUAAUAAGUUGACGAUUAUUGGAUCUGAUAGAAAUAACACGGAGUUUCGAUCUGGUACUUAUAUUAUCUCCUACACUGCAACAGAUGGAAAAAAUCCUGAAGCUCGGUGUCUGUUCACAAUAACAGUUACAUGUAAGUACUAAUGUGACAUAUUUGGCCUAUGCUACUAUAGUAAUACAAUAAUAAAGUUGCUCGAACUUCCCAAUUACCAACACGUUUUGUUUCAAUGUUUUAAUGAGAUUAUAACUAAAAGGAUUAGUAUCUGGCGGUCAUGUUAUGGGUCGAGUAGACCAAUAGUCCAAUAAAUCUGGAAAGGUUUUUGUAGUCCGUCGUAUAUUUAAACCAUCUUUUUAGAAUCCUUACUUUCUUUAUCUGAUUCUUAUUGGAAAUGCACCAAGCAAGGUGUUUUUUUGUUUGUUUGUUUUUUUUAUUAAUGAUUAAUAACACAUUAUCGCAUGAAAUCUAACUAUAUUACAAUGUAUCAUUAAGAUUAAAAUCUAUGUAACCAAGAACAAUUACUUGUUUAAGACGCAGAUCAUGCUAGGGAAAAACUGUAACCAAACCUAUCAGCUCUACAUUUAAAAGAAGAGAUUUGUUCAAAAUUAAAUUCCUUAAAUUAUACCCAUGUUCGUUCUCCCUCGUCAGGGUUAGAUGACACGAUAGGCAACCGCAUUAUUGAUUUGGAGUAAGAUGGUGUGUGAUGCUAAUCCUUUAAAACUCCUUAAAAUAUCAUUAAUAAUUCAUAAACGUUGUUGCAAAUCAUGUCAGCCAUAAUAUGUCACGUGGAGUGACUUUAUAUCUGAUAAAACUCAUCUUUAUUUGUAUUCUUUAUAUAAUUGUUCAUCCUAAUUAGUAUGAUUAUAUAAUUUUCAUGUCAUCCUAUAAUUAGUAUUCUUUUGUACUAGAGUCGUAUUUUAAGUUAUUCAUAUUCAAAACACUCGUUGUCGUGUUUAUCAGAUAUAAAACGCUCGGCUGCGCCUCGCGUUUCAUAUCUGAUAAAACACUCCUACUCGUGUUUUAAUUAGUACAUCAAGGUGAGGGACUGCAUGGCUCUUCUGCAUUUAAUACGCACAUAUUUCCACCUGCGCGGAUCGUCAUUCGUCACAAUUAUACUAAAUAUUCGAUAACGCAUUGUUAUAAUAUAACUUUAAUCCAAAUUUGAAAGCAUGCAAACCAUUAAAGCGUUCCAUGAUUUACGUUGUACGUCGGUAGGCUGCAUGCUAAUGAUUUUAUAAUUCUUUGUUUGCAAUGACGUAAUUUUGGGAUUUCUGUUGACGGACAGGUAUAACAAAAAACGGCUAUUUUAAUGUAUUGAUCGAGUUUAGAGACAGUUUAAAUUAAGACUCAAAAGAUGAAUUAUACCGUUCAGUUUUUCUUGCUACAACCAUUCUGAUAGGAGAAAAAUCGUCCACAAGUUGUUUGAUUGCCCGUCAUUUGGAUGAAAAGUCACGUGAUUGCAAACAAAGGAUAGAGUAAAACCAAGUCCAAGUAUUAGUAAGCAAGUUGAUAUAGUAUUGUUUUAUACGCCGGGACGUUGGUGAUAAAUAUAUUUCUUAUGUAUUUCAGCAUUACCGUGUCCAUAUUACCCACCACCAAUCAAUGGAGGUGUCGCAAUGAAAGAUUAUUGGGGUGCACCAGCAGCAUUUAUAAGUUGUAAUAAAGGGUAUGACUUUGCAACCACGCCUGCUUGGUUGUACCAAUGUUUUGUUGAUGGUACAUGGCUCUUGUACCCCGGAACUGCCACAAUGCCUUGGCCUGAUUGUACAGGUAAAUUACUACUUAUUCUUGUUUAUAAUACCAUCGCAUUGUUUCCUACUGAUCAAGUACAGUCGCGUAGGUUUUGAUAUGAGCAAGAUUAAGUCACCUUAUCUCUCACACAAUGAUAUAGCGAUAAUUUUUAGAUGAAGAAAUGGGAGGGACGGGUCGGGUGUGGGGCGUGGAAAAUAUGAAAUAUUUAAAUGAAUAAAAGGACAGCAUUUAAAUAUUUGUAUGAUUUAAAGUGUAUUUGUUGAGGUGAUUAGUACUCAUAUAAAUAACAUUUAGAAAGAUUAAAAUUUUUCCGUGCUUACACGUACGUAUGACAAACUGAAAAGCAGUCUUCAGUAAGUCACAUCAGAAAUCAUGAAGGUUACAAUAAACAUAUAAGAAUGCAAAAAAUUACAAUUGUUAAGAACUAACUAGUGGGUGAUGCUAAUGUAGUUACGUUUCCAAGUCUUAUGUAAGUUAGUAAUUGUCAGUUUGUCUAUUUGGAAUGAAUGUUUUUCUCGCGCAUGCGUGUAAACAGUAUCCUUUGCAUACUGUUGUAAAUCCAUACUACUAGUCUUAAGCAGGUUAAGGUCACGUGACCUCUUAGUAGAAGUCGCCUAUUAGUAAAUCUAAGCACUACACACCUGUUUCUUUGUUGGGAAGGGCGGUGGUUAAUAGAGGGGCUUGAUAAAUUUUGUCCUUUAAGAAAAGGGGAGUUUAUUUGAGAAAUGUUAAUGAAAUUAAAUAUAUGUUUUUGGUUUAUAAAUUGUCUACUAAUUUGUAAUCUAGUUGUCUACGAUGCUGACGCCAGGAAAGGAAUGGAGUUACAGUACUUCUCCGGUGAUUGCACGGAUCCUGCAGUUCAACUAGAGGCGAAGAAAAACUUUUUAAAAGCUUUCAACAUUUUUCUACAAGACCAGUUUCCUGAUUAUUGUGAUAUUGAGCAGAGUUGCACUGUCGAGAAUGUUCAAGUUUUAUGUGGUCAGAAACAAGGAAUUGGAAAUAGACGUAAACGCGGAAUUCCAGGGGUAUGUAAAGUAGCUACUGUAAAACCCUGGUUUUAUAAACCUCUUUAAAAGAUUUUUAAUUUAGAUCCCUGCCCGUUUGAAAGUGCCAAUAAACGUCAUUUGGUGGCACUAAACGUAGCCUGCGUGCAGGCCCAAGCGAACUGAUAUCAGUUCCCUUGGGCCUGCACGCAGGCUACACUAAACGUCAUUCGUAUGUAAAAGUAUUUUUAAAAUAAUAAGUAACUUGUUUCAAAGCUUCUUGUUUCUUCACCAUCUUUUAAUAUACAAUUACUUUAUGGUUUCCGUGUUUGGAUGGCCUGAUCCAAACACGCGGGAAUGUUGCGAGAGUUAAGAAAAGCGAGCGAAAUCACGAGCCGAAGGCGAGUGAUUUUGCCCGCUUUUCUUAACUCGAGCAACAUUCUCAAGUGUUUGGAUCAGUCCAUCCAAACACGGAAACCAUAAAGUAAUUGUUUUAUAAAAUAACAACAACACGGUAGUCUUCCGUGUUUGGAUGGCCUGAUCCAAACACGGCUUUCGACCAAUCAGAAUACGCGUUAUAUACAUGUUAUUUUAUAAAGAUAUUUCAGUUACUUUGUUUGAUGUGCAAAUCCAGAAUUUAACUCACAUAUGCUUAACGCCACUAGCCGCUAGUCCUAUUUUGGGUAAGUGAAUAUUCGCCGUGACUCAUCUCAAUCACUAAAUAUUUCUAUUAAUAACAUAGAAAAAUUAACAUAAAGAAUUAAGGCACCUUAACAUAUUAAACAAAUUUUUCCGGACAGUACAUUCAGUUCAUUUUCUUUUGGUUUAACGUACCGUUAUUCCUUAAAAUCUCGCCAAUUUCUCCUAAUUUUAGCUCUAAUUAUUAGUUUUUAAUCAUUGUCACUCAUAUAUUUCCCUUCCUAUCCAAUUCAUGUUUCGCCGGCUACGAAAACAAUUUCCCGACUGGAAUUCAAUAAUUUACCGACUACUUGACGGUUGGGGUGUGCUUUUCUUUUUUUUCUUUUUUUUUAACAAAUUUGUUUGGAUCAAUGUAUAUACAAACAUGCAAAAAAAGCGAAUAUUUACAUAGUAAAACACAGACAUUUUAAAGUUGGAUCCAAAAAGGCAAGGUACGAACGGGACUCUUUGAAAAAUUCCAAUGCAAGGCACCUGCCGUCCAAUUAUAUCAUUAUAUGUACAGUUAUAUACACAUAGUACACGUACGCACGCUCACAGACAAAACACACACACAGACUGCAUGGUUACACUGCAUAAACGCUUAAAGAUAGACUAUUAAAAAACACAUUUAUUUUCGCUAUUCUCUAUGACAGGGACAGUCACGCACCAAGGACCAAGUACAGGAUAGUUCAACAUGCAUAUACUGAGCGUAGAAGUUCUAAAUAUCUGCGUUUAAGAAAGUUGCUUCCCCCUCUAGCGGCGGCCCUGACGACAAUUUUAGUUAUUUGACAAUUAUUGAGUGAGGUUGCGUAUAUACGAUAUGAAAUAUCUCGAGAAAAAAAUUAUGACUGGAGAGUGAAUAAGAUGUACAAACUUGCUUUUAAGUCUUUAUGCAUGUGUGACGUAAAUUCAAACAUUAAUUUGCAUAUCAAAAUUAAAAACAAACUGAACUACUCAAAAACAAAACGAGGAAAUGAAAAUGUCAAAAUAAGUAACCUUAUAUAUCGUUUUAAACGUUCUUUAAUUGAAAAAAUGAUAAAAUUAAGGUUAGUGGCUCUUGAAGACUUGAACUCCUGUCAGCUAAUCCUCCCUUCGUUACAAUUAUUUACAGAAAACGGUAUUUAUUGACAUUGAGGUAAAAAUGCAAAACAAGAAAGGAAAAACACCAAGUGACCUCGUCAGUGCUCUCGACAGUGUCUCAGCAAAAGUGAAAAGUGAACCAAAACUGCAGCAACUUCAAACUAACAAACAAAUGUUAACAUAUGAAACAUUAUUGGAGAACCCUGCCGAAAUCUCGUGUCGAAAUGGUAGUGUUUUUGGAAUGAAUGCUUCCCCCGACAAAGGUGCUUUCCAGAAAUGUCGUAAGUAUAUUGAGUGUCAUUAUCAUUUGUUCAGAUUGUGUAAACACAGUUAUACCGCCACCUUUUGGGCCCUAGUUACCUACUGUCCAUUUCAGUCAAAAGUUGACUGCCUGAGUCAAAGCAUUCUGACAAAGCGUUCUGUUAGUGUUUCUGUAUAAACCCUUACCGACUGAAUAGGGUAUCUUAUGCAAGGGACUUUUUGAAGCUUCGAGUGUAAAUUCGAAAUCAAAUAAACUUGCCAAAUAGCAAUUUAAAUCAAUAACUUCAGUGAGUAAUGGUUAAAGCAAUCUUUACAAUCAACCAAGAUGGCGCCUAAUAACACGUAGUGACGUCAUGCGGAAACUAUAAGAAUAUAUAAUGGCAAUUCGUAUAAUCUCUUCUCUUGACCAUCAUCCUCACAGAAAGCUGUCCUGCUGGCACGUACUUUGAUCUAAAACUGAAAUCAUGUCAAGACUGUCCUAAAGAUACUUACCAGGAAGAAAGUGGCCGAUUUCACUGCAAUAAAUGUCCACAGAAAACAUUCACAACAGGAUCUAAGGUCAAGAAUGCUACUGACUGUCGAGGUA
Molecule: messenger RNA, 12649 nt
Organism: Paramuricea clavata
Lineage: Eukaryota; Metazoa; Cnidaria; Anthozoa; Malacalcyonacea; Plexauridae
Source: the annotation of a GenBank genome assembly